Erinaceus europaeus (western European hedgehog) is the source of this 4877-nucleotide messenger RNA. It is a transcript of the gene HECA, whose product is annotated as hdc homolog, cell cycle regulator. The transcript has 4 exons. The record is from RefSeq and is a predicted model, not a curated record. The coding region runs from base 351 to 1982 and encodes 543 amino acids. Lineage: Eukaryota; Metazoa; Chordata; Mammalia; Eulipotyphla; Erinaceidae.
UGUCGUCACGCGAGGAGGCGGGGCCAGAGCGUGUCAGCGAAGCCGAAUCAAAACAAGCCUGAGACCCGCCUUUUCCCUCCCGCUUGCUCGCUCGCCUCGCUCGCGCCAGGGGCUAGGGCGCCCGCGCGGCUGGGAGCCUCCGGUGGCUGUGCGCCGGCUCCAGGAAGCCGGGGAGGGCGCGGCGGCUGGGAUGGCGCGGCGCGGGCCGCACGGUUAGACAGACAGUGGAGGAGUCCUCGGCCCGCGCCCUCCAUUCUCUCCCUCAGGCGGCGGUUCGCCGCGCCGGGUCGGGAGCGGCCGCACCGCGGGGAGACGCCUUCAUUGGCACGGGACACUUGAACGCUCACGAAAUGCCUAACCCCAAAAACAGUAAAGGUGGCCGCAAAAACAAACGCGCCAACAGUAGCGGGGACGAGCAGGAAAAUGGAGUCGGGGCCCUGGCAGCGGCGGGUGCGGCGGGCGCGGCAGCGGGGGGGACCCUGGCAGCGACGGCCGGCUGCGGAGCGGCGGCGGCGGGGGCGGCGGGCUGCGGGGGUUCGGCGGGCACCGGAGGCGCGGGGACGGGUGCCGCCAACGCCGCGGCCUCGGCGGGGACGGCAGCCGCGGGCGACGCCAAGAACGAAGCUCCUUGUGCUACUCCCUUGAUCUGCAGCUUUGGGAGACCAGUGGACCUAGAGAAAGAUGACUACCAGAAGGUGGUGUGCAACAAUGAGCAUUGUCCCUACAGCACCUGGAUGCACCUGCAGUGCUUCUAUGAAUGGGAAAGCAGCAUUCUGGUCCAGUUUAACUGCAUUGGCCGGGCACGCAGCUGGAAUGAGAAGCAGUGCCGCCAGAACAUGUGGACAAAGAAGGGAUAUGAUCUGGCCUUCCGCUUCUGCUCCUGCCGCUGUGGACAAGGCCACUUAAAGAAGGACACAGACUGGUACCAGGUAAAACGGAUGCAGGAUGAGAAAAAGAAGAAGUCUGGGUCAGAGAAGAAUACAGGGAGGCCCCCAGGAGAGGUGGCAGAGGAGGUAAAAAAAUGCAGACCAUCAAAUAAGCCUCAGAAAGGCCUAAGCCAUGACCUACCCCGCCGACACUCCAUGGACCGGCAGAACUCCCAGGAGAAGACUGGCAGUGCCACAGUCUAUGGGGCCCGCUCACCCUGUGGCUCCCCUGGCCAGUCCCCACCCACAGGCUACUCCAUUCUCUCUCCUGCCCAUUUCAGUGGUCCCCGCUCCUCCAGAUACCUUGGGGAAUUCUUGAAGAAUGCAAUCCAUCUUGAGCCUCACAAAAAGACUAUGGGUGGGGGCCAUGUGUUCAGAAAUGCCCACUUUGAUUAUGGUCCAGCUGGGAUAUCAGUGCACAGGGGGGGACACUUUGAUGCACCCAUACAGUUCCUGCGAAGACUUGACCUCUCUGAGCUCCUCACCCACAUCCCCAGGCAUAAGUUGAACACUUUCCAUGUGCGGAUGGAAGAUGAUGCCCAGAUGGGCCAGGGCGAGGAUCUUCGAAAAUUUAUCCUUGCCGCCCUUAGUGCCAGCCACAGAAACGUUGUAAACUGUGCUCUGUGUCACCGGGCACUUCCAGUGUUUGAACAGUUUCCACUGGUGGAUGGAACUCUGUUCCUAAGCCCAUCAAGACACGACGAGAUUGAAUAUGAUGUUCCUUGUCACCUUCAAGGGAGACUCAUGCAUCUGUAUGCAGUGUGUGUGGACUGUCUGGAAGGUGUUCACAAGAUCAUCUGCAUCAAGUGUAAGUCUCGGUGGGAUGGCAGUUGGCACCAGCUGGGAACCAUGUACACCUAUGACAUCCUUGCUGCCUCUCCAUGUUGUCAGGCCCGCUUGAACUGUAAGCACUGUGGGAAGCCCGUGAUAGAUGUGCGGAUUGGGAUGCAGUACUUCUCUGAGUACAGCAAUGUCCAGCAAUGUCCACACUGUGGGAACCUGGACUACCACUUUGUGAAGCCAUUUUCCUCCUUCAAAGUUCUUGAAGCUUAUUGAUGAAAGCUUUGCUUUAGUAAUAGCUGUUUUAUUGCUAAUAUUACUUUACUACAUAUCUUUUAUAGAGAAACAUUCUGUGACAUUAAUUUCUUUUCUAAUUUACAGGAGUUCCUUUAUGUAUGUGUGCCACUAAAGUGGGGGCUACCCCCUGCCAUCUUUUGAUUACUGAGUGCUAGUCUGUGAACCAUGACCAAAUGGAUAAACCAGUGAGUUAGAGAUAGCAGUUCACUAACAGGCUCUUUUGCAACUUUUAAAAGUUUGGAGAGGAUGAAGUGAAUUUAGCAAAGUCAUCAUGUGGUUGUCAUCAAAGAGCAUGAUAGGAGUUGGGAGGGAACUCUUAAUAUGCCAGCUAUCUCAGCCCCACUUCCAGUCUUCUCUGGCCUUCAGGAAGAACAUAUGACAAAUGAAUGUAAAUCUGUGCCUGAAGAGCUGAUAGUAUAUUAGUCUAUCUUGGUCUAGCAUCCUCAGUGAUAGAUUUUUUGAAAGUGAACAUGAGUGCUGUUUCUAUCACUGCUGUAAUUUAACAGUUUUCAUACUAAAAAAAAAAAAAGUACUCAAAUUGUAAGACAAAUGAAAGCUACUGACAAUGAAAAUAAAUGAAUUUGGAAGUGAUGCCCACUGAUACAAAAGGGAAAUGAGACAGAAGAACCCUGUUCUUUGAAGUUAUUCACAUUAGCCCUUACGGAGAAUUCAUGAAUAUCAUUACUUGAGUAGCACUGAUUUAUAUAGGCUGCACUUUCAAAAAGCCAUUUGAUUCUCCUUACAGGUAAAUAUCAUAGCCAUAGAUCCUAACUGGUUAAUUUUAGAGCCAGUCUGUUGUGGUACUUAUCUUCCCCUAAAUUGCUCCUAGCUAGCCAUGUUUUACACAUUUAAUGCUGAAUUUCCAAAAUCAGAGAUUUGAAUUUAGAAAAGAAAGAAAAGAAAAAAACUGUUCCUGAAGAAUAAUGAGGAAAACAGUCUUGGUAUUUCAUUUUAGCUGUGAUUCAUUUUGAGAUACAACUGAUCAUAAUGCACAAUAAUAUGCUUGAAAAUAUAUAAUUUUAAAGACCUCUAUGUAACUUAGCAUUGGUGAUAACAUUUUCAUUCUGAAUGAUUUAACACAUGUAAUUUGACAUUUGAUGACCUGAAAAAGUAUUUCACAGUGGGAGGAAAUGCUCAAACCCUACAAGAAGCAUAAAAUUAUUAUUGGUAUUAUUAUUGGUUUGACAGCCUUUAAUGCAACUGAAAGAGGCAUUAUAGGAUAUAUCCUUUGAAAAUUUGUCAUUAACACAAAAUGCUAUAGUUGUGAAUUAGCUGUUUCCAUAUUGAUUUCUCAUGUAUACAUGUAUAAAAACUAAUACAUUUCUCAGAGUGCCAUUUGUGUUUUAUUUCUGGAUUUAAAAUUAAUAGUAAGCUAUUUGUAGUGCUAUUCUUUAAUUCACCUAAAUUUUAUAGAGAAACCUUAAUUUGGUGUCCUAAAGCUUGAAGAUUACAUAUAGAUCCCAUUCAACAAGCUCAACAUUCUCAAACUGUAGUGAAUCAGAUGUUUGGUGGACUGUUUUCUCCUCCUUUCGUUUCUUCUUCCCUAUGUAAGUAUGGUGUGGUUUUACUAUAAUUUGAUAGACUGCUUUGCCCCUUUAUUUUAGAUGUUAAAGUUAGGAUUCUUUGAAUGUGGCAGUUAUGUAAAAGGAGAGACAUAGAUAUUAUAUCUGAGACUAUCUUUUGCCUUAAAGCCAUUACAUUCUUGUCUAUAAGGACAUUUUGACUGAUUUGAAAAUAAAGUACCCAACAGUGUGAAGGAUUAAGUCUUAUUUUAAAAUAUGCUAUCUUUAAUACAUAAUUCUUCAAAGUACUUUGAGUAGUUACAUGGGAAUUUGGGUAUAUCAGAAAUUAUGUUGGGUUUUGCUGUGGUUUGGAAAGUAGAGGAUAUCAAUUACACAAAAAAUCCAUUUUCUGUGUUUUUGAUGGAGAAUAUUCAAUAACAUGAACCAUUCACAAGUAACUAGUAAUUUCAAACUGAUUCUUCAUUAACCUUAACUUUUCCCACUUAACCUAAGUAAUACCUUGCAUGGGGACUUUAUUUAUUUAUUUAUUUAUUUGCUUUUGUUUGGAGAAAAAAGAAAAAAGAAAAGAAAAAGACUUUCUGAUUUGACCUCAUCAGUUUUUUCCUUCAGACCUCAGUUCUCUUAAUGGUCCAUCAAAAUCAGUCAUUAAUUUUUACCUUAAAUGAGAUCUUAGUCAUGAAAUUGGAGAGUGGAAUGAAUAAUUAAGAACUUGCCAGAAGUUUCAGGUUUUGGAAAAGAAACUCAUUUUACAGUAAAAUGUUUUUCAUAUCUGUUCAGGGGGAAAUCAACUCAUCAGGAAAGAAUAUCACUUAUUGUUUAAACAUUAAAGUUAAUAUACUGAUAUGUAUAAAUUAGUAGAACAACAGAGCUACUUGCUAUGGUUGCUCAUUCUUUCCUAUAAGUCUAAUGAUUAAUAUAGUCUGUUUUCCUAUGCCCAGCUCAGUAAUUCAGAUUUGCUUUUCUUUCAGUCUCAUAGUAGCAGCUGCAUAAUUGUAGUUGGAAGUUGGGGAGGAAGUGAGAAGAAAGUACUCUUGUUCAGUGUUUUGAUUUCUAUAAUAGGAUGCUGACUCAACCCAGCUCAUCUCUGUGUCCUAUUGACUAUAUUAUUACUAUUCAGGCAUAAGGAAAUGUAAUGGAUGGGCACCAUUAAAACUAGAUUAAAAUAUAUUCUUGUCAGUAAGAAUUUCUCAUCAUUGAUGUCUUGCUUUGCACUUUUGUUGAGGGAAGAUGGUGUAAAUAGUCAAAGAAUGUUGAUAAAAUUGAAACAUUUGAUUAUGGAGUUGUGUGUGAUGUUAGAAGGUUCCUCUUUGUGAAAUGUAUGUAUUAAGAAGAAUAAACUUUCAGAAACUAA